UGGAUUAAAGACAUUUUUGAGUUAUAUUUGUCUUUGCACUGUCAUUCAGUAAUUUCUGGUGCUUUUAGUGCUCACAGACACAUGAAAACCAUCAAUACACACAACAACUUCACCAUAACUGGCUUCAUCCUCCUGGGCUUCCCUUGCCCCAGGCAGGGGCAGGUCCUCCUCUUUGUGCUCUUCUCUGUUGUCUACCUCCUGACCCUCAUGGGCAAUGGCUCCAUCAUCUGUGCUGUGCGCUGGGAUCAGAGACUCCAUACCCCCAUGUACAUCCUGCUGGCCAACUUCUCCUUCCUGGAGAUCUGGUAUAUCACCUCCACAGUCCCCAACAUGUUGGCCAACUUCCUCUCCCACACCAAGGUCAUCUCCUUCUCUGGGUGCUUUCUCCAGUUCUACUUCUUCUUCUCCUUGGGUUCCACAGAGUGCUUUUUUCUGGCAGUCAUGGCAUUUGAUCGGUAUCUUGCCAUCUGCAGGCCCCUACAUUACCCCACUCUCAUGACUGGGCAUCUCUGUAACAUCCUUGUGGUCAGUUGCUGGUCAUUUGGUUUCCUGUGGUUCCUGGUUCCUAUCACUGUCAUUUCCCAGAUGUCCUUUUGUGGAUCUAGGAUUAUUGACCACUUCCUUUGUGACCCAGGUCCUCUGCUAGCCCUCACCUGUACCAGAAACCCUAUCAUAGAGUUGACUAGCUCCUCCUUAAGUUCCUUACUUUUAUUUAUUCCAUUUCUCUUCAUUGUGGGGUCCUAUGCUCUAGUCAUCAGAGCUGUGUUGAGGGUCCCUUCAGCAGCUGGACGAAGAAAGGCCUUCUCCACCUGUGGGUCCCAUCUGGCUGUGGUUUCACUCUUCUAUGGCUCAGUGAUGGUCAUGUAUGUGAGCCCAACAUCUGAGCAUGAAGCUGGAAUGCAGAAGAUUGUGACUCUGUUUUAUUCUGUUGUCACUCCACUCAUUAAUCCUUUUAUAUAUAGUCUGAGGAACAAAGAUAUGAAACAUAGAGUAAUAAAAAUAUCACUGGGUAUUAAAAUAUAA
Castor canadensis (American beaver) is the source of this 1023-nucleotide messenger RNA. Its product is annotated as olfactory receptor 11G2-like. Gene Ontology annotation, biological process: G protein-coupled receptor signaling pathway. Lineage: Eukaryota; Metazoa; Chordata; Mammalia; Rodentia; Castoridae. Gene Ontology annotation, molecular function: G protein-coupled receptor activity; olfactory receptor activity. Gene Ontology annotation, cellular component: membrane. The record is from RefSeq and is a predicted model, not a curated record.